AUGGUGUCUAAAGAUGUGACCAGACUCGGUACAGUCUUAAACACAUCAAAAGAACUGCUCACUUUAGAUGCCCUGAAAAUUAGUGUUUUAGUUCUGACAGACGUAUCUAGGCCAAGACGCCAAUCCUUCAUCAUAACAACGUCACCAGAAUCUUUACUUUCGGAAUGGCGCUGGCAAGAGCAAAAAAAGGAUCUCAUUUCUUGGAAAACAUCAUGAAGGCGUUGGCAUUUAUAUUGUUCUCUGCCGUCACGAUCGCCCAAGCUGAUUACAAGGUUGGAGUAGGGAGGGCCGAUUGUACAGGACCUGCCGCUGAAAUUGGUUUUGUGAGUUUCAUAAUAUAUUA
This is a messenger RNA of Acanthoscelides obtectus, 343 nucleotides long. Lineage: Eukaryota; Metazoa; Arthropoda; Insecta; Coleoptera; Chrysomelidae. The record is from the annotation of a GenBank genome assembly.